UGGUCUGUGGCAGUCCGGCUGAGCUGUGUGAGAAACGGACCAACCUCCUCCAGCGUCGGGACCAUGGCACGUCUGUUAGCCGACCCGUGCGCACUGUAGACCCGCCCGGAGGACUUCCACACACCCCCUCCCAGUGAACUGAAGGAAUGUGCCGCGGCGCCGACACGCUCCGGUGAGGUGACACCAGGCUGGAGACGCUCCACGGCGGAGGGUUCGCAAGUUUACGCACAGAAUUUAACGGUUUUUUUUGGUUCACGCGAGUGAAUGACGCCGGCGCGGAGCAGGUUUUCCUAGGAAGGGGAUUUUUUUCGGGGAGGAAAGAGGCGCUGAGGUUGAAACCAUCCGAUCGGAGAACCAGAGAGACUCUGUCCUUGGGAAACAUUGUGUCUCUGUCCACCGUGGAUGUGAGUCCCGCAGCGCAUCAGUGAAAAACCCCAGAAGACAGCCGCCGCGCUCGGGGGGAAGGAACCAGGAUCACAGGGAGAGAUCCACUUUGAAUCAGGAGAAACAUGUGAAGACCUUUGAAAAGUUUGGAAAGAGUUUGCCUCCGACGACAAGAAGGUGAAGGUCUCCUCCCUUCUGCCACUCGCCCGUUCUCUCUGCUUCCUCUGCACGUCCCUCGCAGGCCCGUUGAACAUGGAGGGCCGGCGGGCUACACGCAGGACUUUAUCCCCUGAGGGUGUAGCUACUCUGCUAGUCCUCUGCCUCUUAGCGUCCCCCGUCUUGUCCAGUGGACAGACAUUCACUACUUUCCAUCCUGAACGCCGGGAAUGGAUCUUCAACCACAUGACGGUCCACCAAAGCACAGGGGCAUUGUAUAUCGGAGCGGUCAACCGUGUGUACAAGCUCUCAGGCAACCUGACCCUCCUGGUGUCCCAUGAUACAGGCCCAGAGGACGACAACAAGGCCUGCUACCCCCCGCUGAUCGUCCAGCCGUGUUCUGAGCCCCUCGUCGCGACCAACAAUGUCAACAAGCUCCUCCUCGUUGAUUACUCUCAGAACCGGUUGCUGGCCUGCGGCAGCCUCUACCAGGGCGUCUGUAAACUCCUCCGAUUGGACGACCUCUUCAUCUUAGUGGAGCCGUCUCAUAAGAAAGAGCACUACCUCUCCAGUGUCAACCAGACUGGGACCAUGUAUGGGGUCAUCGUGCCGUCACAAGGCCAGGAUGGGACCCUGUUCAUCGGCACAGCCGUAGAUGGGAAGCAGGACUACUUCCCCACCAUCUCCAGUCGGAAGCUGCCCCGUGACCCAGAAUCCUCAGCCAUGCUUGACUAUGAAUUGCACACCGACUUUGUGUCGUCCCUCAUCAAGAUACCGUCGGACACGCUGGCACUGGUCGCCCACUUUGAUAUUUACUAUGUUUACGGCUUUGCCAGUGGCAGCUUUGUCUACUUCCUGACUGUCCAGCCCGAGACCCCAGAGAACAGCAUGUCAUCGAGCGGCUCCACCAACGACCUCUUCUACACCUCUCGCAUCGUCCGCCUCUGCAAAGACGACCGCAAGUUUCACUCCUACGUCUCCCUGCCCAUCGGCUGCGUGAAGAACGGCAUCGAGUACCGGCUCCUGCAGGCCGCCUACCUCGGCAAGCCGGGGCGCGUACUGGCCGCCUCGCUCGGCAUCGGCGCCCAGGAUGAUGUGCUCUUCACCAUCUUCUCCAAGGGCCAGAAGCAGUUCCAUCACCCGCCAGAUGACUCAGCACUCUGCGUCUUCUCCAUCCGGGACAUCAACGCUCGGAUCAAGGAGCGCCUGCAGUCCUGCUACCAGGGAGAAGGAAACCUGGAGCUCAACUGGCUGCUGGGGAAGGACGUGCAGUGCACCAAAGCACCUGUUCCCAUCGACGACUCCUUCUGUGGCCUGGACAUCAACCAGCCACUGGGAGGUUCCCAGCUGGUCACCGGUCACACUCUCUACACCGAGACCCGCGACCGCAUGACUUCCGUCACCUCCUACGUCUACAAUGGCUACUGCGUGGCCUUCGUGGGCACCAAGAGUGGACGGCUAAAGAAGAUUCGAGUGGACGGGCCUCCUCACGGCGGCGUCCAGUACGAGACGAUAUCGGUCAUCAAGGACGGCGGCCCGAUCCUGCGGGACAUGGCCUUCUCCCUGGACCGCAACUCCCUCUACGUCAUGUCUGAGAGACAGGUGACUCAAGUUCCCAUCGAGUCUUGUGAGCAGUACGGGACCUGUGGAGAGUGUCUGAGCUCCGGGGACCCACACUGCGGCUGGUGUGUCCUGCACAACAUCUGCUCUCAGAGGAACCGGUGUGAGCGUGCAGAUGAGCCGUAUCGCUUCGCCGCCGCUCUCAACCAGUGUGUGAAGGCCACAGUGUUCCCGGACAGCAUCGCCGUGUCAGAACCCAGCGUACAUCUGCUGGUGAAGGUGAGCGAUGUUCCGGACCUCUCCGCCGGCAUCACCUGCUCCUUCGGCAACCUGACGGAGGUGGAGGGCCAGGUCAACGGCAACCAGAUCCUCUGCGUGUCUCCUGCUGCCAAGGACGUCCCCGUCAUCCCCACCGACCAAGAUUGGUCGGGCGUCGAGCUGAGGCUGAAUUCUAAAGAGACCGGUCAGAUGCUCAUCAGCACCGAGGUCAAGUUCUACAACUGCAGCGUCCACCAGCUGUGCCUGUCAUGUGUGAACAGCGCCUUCCGCUGCCACUGGUGCAAGUACCGCAACUUGUGCACCCACGACCCCUCCAGCUGUUCCUUCCAGGAGGGCCGGGUCAACGCCUCAGAGGACUGUCCCCAGCUGGUGCGCUCGGAGGAGAUCCUGAUCCCGGUGGGGGAGGUGAAGCCCAUCACCCUGAAGGCCAGGAACCUGCCUCAGCCGCAGUCCGGCCAACGAGGCUACGAGUGCGUCCUCCACAUCCAGGGGGUCAGCCACCGGGUCACCGCCCUCCGCUUCAACAGCUCCAGCGUGCAGUGCCAGAACAGCUCGUAUCUGUACGAGGGAAUGAAAAUCAGUGAGCUGCCCGUGGAUUUCUCAGUGGUGUGGAACGGCAACUUCAUUAUUGAUAACCCGGAGAAUAUCCAAGUGCACCUCUACAAGUGCGCGGCCCAGCGGGACAGCUGCGGCGUGUGUCUGAAGGCGCAGAGGAAGUUCCAGUGCGGCUGGUGCAGCGGGGAGGGGAAGUGCACCCUGCGGCACCACUGCCCCCCCAUCAACCCGUACACCACCCGCUGGCUCAACCUGUCCACCAAGAACGUCAAGUGCACCAACCCACGCAUCACCGAGGUGACCCCAGUGGCCGGCCCCCCCGAGGGAGGCACGCGGGUGACCAUCCACGGCACCAACCUGGGUCUGGCCUUUUCGGACAUGGUGGGCAACGUGGAGGUGGCGGGGGUGAGGUGCACCCCCCUGGAGGAGGGCUACAUCAUCGCCGAACAGAUUGUGUGUGAGAUGGACGUGGCCCCCCCGGACAGCCGCCCUGGUCCGGUCCAGCUGUGCGUCGGAGAGUGUCGACCCGAGCUCCGGGCUCGCUCCUCACAGCUCUUCUCCUUUGUGACUCCCAGCGUCACAGGUCUCUCCCCCAGCCGGGGUCCAGAGUCCGGAGGCACCAAGGUGACCGUGAUGGGAGAGAACCUGGGCGCCGGCAGCAGCGUCAACGUGCAGUUUGGAAAUCAAACCUGCGAGUUCUACGGACGGACCAUGUCGGAGAUAGUUUGCUACUCAGCCCCUUCGCUGUCCGGCCUGGGCCCGGUGCAGAUCAGCGUGGGCGUGGACCAUGCUCAGAUCAGAGAGAGCCUCACCUUCGAGUACAUAGAAGACCCGACGGUGCAGCGCAUGGAACCCGACUGGAGCAUCAUGAGCGGCAACACCCCUCUCAUGGUCACAGGAACCAAUCUGGACGUGGUCCAGGAGCCCAGGAUCCGAGUCAAACACUCCGGCCGGGAGUCUGUGAACGUGUGUAAGGUAUUGAACAGCACGAGCAUGAGCUGCCUGGCCCCGUCCCUGACCACAGAACACCUCCCGGGUCUGGAGACGGUGAAGCACGCCGACGAGUUCGGCUUCAUCUUCAACAACGUCCAGGCGCUGCUGGUGUACAACAACACCAACCUCCUCUACUACCCCAACCCGUACUUCGAGCCGCUCAGCUCCUCGGGAGUCUUGGAUCAGAAACCUGGCUCGCCUAUCAUUCUCAAGGGCAGAAACCUGGUUCCCCAAGCACCGGGAGGGGUGAAGCUUAACUACACGGUGCUGAUUGGAGAGACUCCCUGCUCGGUCACCGUGUCUGAGAGCCAGCUGCUGUGUGAGCCGCCCAACCUCACCGGGCAAUACAAAGUCAUGGUUCAAGUAGGUGGUCUCCACGUUUCCCCCGGCGCGGUCAACAUCAUGUCCGACAGCCUGCUCACCCUCCCCGCCAUCGUCAGCAUCGCCGCCGGCGGAGGCCUCCUCCUCAUCAUCGUCAUCCUCGUCCUCAUCGCCUACAAGCGGAAGUCGCGUGAGAACGACCUCACCCUGAAGCGCCUGCAGAUGCAGAUGGACAACCUGGAGUCUCGGGUUGCUCUGGAGUGCAAAGAAGCUUUUGCCGAGCUACAGACGGACAUCAACGAGCUGACCAGCGACCUGGACCGAGCUGGAAUCCCCCAUCUGGACUACAGGACGUACGCCAUGAGGGUCCUCUUCCCCGGCAUCGAGGAUCAUCCCGUCCUCAGAGAACUGGAGGUGUCGGGUAACGGCCAGCAGAAUGUGGAGAAGGCCUUGAAGCUGUUCGGCCAGCUCAUCAACAACAAGCUGUUCCUGCUCACCUUCAUCCGCACGCUGGAAAUGCAGCGUUCCUUUUCCAUGAGGGACCGAGGCAACGUGGCCUCCCUCAUCAUGACGGCCCUGCAGGGGCGCCUGGAGUACGCCACCGACGUCCUGAAGCACCUGCUGUCGGACCUCAUCGACCGCAACCUGGAGAGCAAGAACCACCCCAAGCUGCUGCUGCGGAGAACGGAGUCGGUCGCAGAGAAGAUGCUCACGAACUGGUUUGCCUUCCUUCUGCACAAAUUCCUCAAGGAGUGUGCUGGGGAGCCACUGUUCAUGCUGUACUGCGCCAUCAAGCAGCAGAUGGAGAAAGGGCCGAUUGAUGCCAUCACCGGAGAGGCCCGCUACUCGCUGAGUGAAGACAAACUCAUCCGCCAGCAGAUCGAGUACAAAACACUGAUCCUGAACUGUGUGAACCCGGACAACGAGAACAGCCCGGAGAUUCCAGUGAAGGUGCUGAACUGUGACACCAUCACCCAAGUGAAGGAGAAGAUACUGGACGCCGUUUACAAGAACAUGCCGUACUCCCAGCGGCCGCGUGCUGUGGACAUGGACCUCGAGUGGCGCCAGGGGCGAAUGGCUCGCGUGGUGCUGCAGGAUGAAGACAUCACCACCAAGAUAGAAAACGACUGGAAGAGACUCAACACUCUCAUGCACUACCAGGUGUCGGACCGCUGCGUUGUGGCUCUGGUGCCCAAACAGACCUCGUCAUACAACAUCCCCACCUCAGCCAGCAUAUCACGCAGCUCCAUCAGCAGAUACGACUCGUCGUUCCGCUACACGGGAAGUCCCGACAGCCUGCGGUCACGUGCCCCCAUGAUCACCCCCGACCUGGAGAGCGGUGUGAAGGUGUGGCAUCUGGUGAAGAACCACGAACAUGGGGACCAGAAGGAAGGAGACCGCGGCAGCAAGAUGGUGUCUGAGAUUUAUCUGACCAGGCUGCUGGCGACCAAGGGUACACUACAGAAAUUUGUGGACGACCUGUUCGAGACGUUGUUCAGCACGGUCCACAGGGGGAGCUCUCUUCCCCUGGCCAUCAAAUACAUGUUUGACUUCCUGGACGAGCAGGCGGACAAACAUGCCAUUCACGACACAGACGUCCGUCACACGUGGAAAAGCAACUGCCUCCCGUUGCGUUUCUGGGUGAACGUGAUCAAGAACCCGCAGUUUGUGUUUGACAUCCACAAGAGCAGCAUCACGGACGCCUGUCUGUCCGUGGUGGCUCAGACCUUCAUGGACUCCUGCUCCACGUCAGAGCACCGCCUCGGCAAAGACUCUCCAUCCAAUAAGCUGCUCUACGCUAAGGACAUCCCCAAUUACAAGAGCUGGGUAGAGAGGUACUACGCCGACAUCAACCGACUGCCGUCCAUCAGCGACCAGGACAUGAAUGCGUAUUUGGCCGAGCAGGCAAGACUCCACUCGACAGAGUUCAACAUGAUCAGCGCGCUCAACGAGAUCUACUCCUACAUCAGCAAGUACAGCGAGGAGAUCAUGGCCGCUCUGGAGCAGGACGAGCAGGCGAGGAAACAGCGGCUGGGCUACAAGGUAGAGCAGCUCAUCUCUGCGAUGUCCCUCGAGAGCUGAGAGCGACCCCUGCUGACGAGCAGAGGGAACGAGGAAGAGCGGACCACAGCCUCCACUGGACCUUUCAAAAUGGUCCCACAUUACUUACCUCUCGUCGUGGGGGGGCCUCAACCACGAGCUGGACCUGGGACCUCUUGUAUUCACGGCCCCGACAGACACACAACUGCGUUCAUUUGUUACACUCCCUCUUUGACCUUCAUGAGCUAAGGGCCCACAGACUGAGACAGAGGCCCCUGCAGCUGGGGCCCAAAGUGGCACAAGGGAAGACAACAACAUGGCUUGUGUUUAUUUUGUUUUGUUUGCUUUAAGUUUUCGCAAAGAACAUUUUCUCUCAGUUUAACAGGAAAGUGGGUGCAUGUGUGUGUGUGUGUGUGUGUGUGUGUGCGCACUGAGGAGGACUCCUGUAGAGACUGUGAGAGCAAACGGACAAACAGAUUUAUUCUCUACUGAGACAGAAACUCUCAUCCGAGUGUGAAAUGGAGAAACAAAAAAAGAGGAACCGAGAAGCACAGGAGCAAACCUCACGUUGGACAGCGCAGCUCAGAUUUCUCAGAUUUUUAUUUUUGUACUUGUACAUGUGAAUAUUAUCAGUUGCAGUUGAACCCCCCCCCCCCCCCCCCCCCGGAUGCUGUUGUACAGAGACAUGGACAGAGUGAUGCUGCAUCGGGGGGGGGGCGUGGUCGUUAUACAGGCCAUGAGCCAUGUCUUCUCUCCCUCCCUGCCUCCUCGGACUCCAAGGCUUCCUCCAGCGGUUAGCUCCUCUGUGUGUGUACCGGUCGAUAACUUGCCAAUCAGUGUCUGUGAAUGUACAAAAUGUUUUUAUUUGUUUUGUUUGAGUGUACGUCUAUUUUGAGUUUUAUCAAAAACACGAAGGGACUCAGUUGAACUGAGCUCCGGAGAUAUUUACAGCAUCAAGUGUCGACCGUCCUGACCCCAAACCGUCCGGCUCGGUCAUCAUCCUCUGUUCUGCCAGAGGAGAGUGGUUACUACAAACCAGUGUCUGUGAGUGAAGAUGGACGACAGGUCUUCACCUUCUGGAUGAAACCCUGGAUGAACACCCAAACUUAAAAGAAACAUUUAUCUAAUGUGUUCUUUGACUUUUUAGUUUGGUCCGUGUCCCAUCUGCUAACAUGGAGGAGGUGGGAUUUAAGACCUGUACUUCAGCCAGCCACCAGGGGGUGACCAUGUUUCGUGUCGUCCAUCUUCACAGCAUCUAGAGUCUAUUAGACACCAGACCAGACCCUUUGGUAAAACUCUGUUUGUAUCUGUGGGAACUUUCUGUUUCCUCUGCAUGCGAUCGCACAUCACAAAGUCUUUAAGGGUCCAUCUUGGAUUUGAUCAAGUGCUAACGAGUCCGGCCAGUUCUUGUUGGCCAGUUGAGACGGCAGCUGAUGGGAGAUCUUACCCGACCACCGUCCACGUCUUCGCACGGACACAAUAAAAAGCCUAAAGCCGUGAGUGGGUCGACUUUGACCGAGUGCCAAAAGAUCCUGUCCUUUCCGAUUCUUCGCUAAUGUGUCAAAAAUCGGUGUAUGCUUUACAGAGGGAGCCAAGCUCUCGUAAUUUGAAGUGUGGAGCCGGUUGAGGUUGAAUCUGGAGUUUUUAAAUAGUCAAGAAAGGUACGAAACCUAAGCAGGAGAAACAAGAGGAGCGACACAAGACGGAGUGUGUUUCAUAUUUUGUGGAAUUUGUCUUCAGACUUAAACCAAACAGUCACCAGCUGAAAGGCCGAUGUAACCUUCCAACCUUCCAGCUGGACGACGACAAACUGUAGAUUCCGUCCUCUGGGUUUAAUUGUCCUCUCAGAUAUAUAUAUAUAUUUGCUUGUUGUUUACAUCAAGUACUUGGUAGUACUAACGGUUUGUACAGUGCAGUACUGCAAGUGUGUGUGUGUGUGUGUGUGUGUGUGUGCUGAGAGUGUGAAAAAAAACACCAUGGGCGGGUGAAAGGUGCUUCUUUUUCUCUGUGGCCUUAGAUUCCCACCUGCAUGCUCACGAUCUUAUUAGUCCUCGACUGCAGCACAUGCUCCUCGGAGCCCAGCGUGUUUUUUGUUGAGGAGGGGGGGGGCGGGGGGGGGGUUGAUACCUGGCCCGGGCGCUCGGCUGCCAGAUAAAGUCAGAGGAAAGGUGAAGAGGGUACGGGCCCGGCUCGGCGCUCAGUUUGCCUUCGCUGUUUGAAGAGAAGUGUCGAGAAGCGAGGGAGAGAGGGUCAGGUAGAGAGAGAGAGAGAGAACCCCUUUAGCUCCAGCUUCCUGCUCCGGCUUUGAAGCUGCUCUUUGAUGUGAGUCAGUUGUGAGCACAGUGUGAUCAGGAGAUGGGGGGGGGGGGGGAAGAGAAGAAACAUCAAACUCGCAGCCAAGGAGAAAUGUAAGAUGUGGUGAUGAUUGACGCGCUGCUACUGAGUCUGGCCAGUGGGGGGCAGAAGUGGGUAAGAGUAGCUGUGUUUUGGUCCUUCGCUCCCUGACCCCCAACAUGUAGGUACACAACGGAUUCCGAGUGCAAACACACAAAGCUUCUUCCUUUUGAUUGAGGUGUCUUCCCAAUUUCAGCGAAUAGAAUUGUAUCCUCCUCAUACCUCACAUUGCUUGUAUGGAGUAAUGCUUUUUUCUGUUUUUAUCAUUUUAACAGGACGUAAAUGCCUUUUCCUUUUUCCCAGGGGAUGAACUGUAGGUGUGUUAAAGCCCCUCCGGAGUUCCCCCCUGUCGUCAGAUCAGUGUGUUUCUCCCUCAAAGAUCAUUUAUAUAUCAUCGCCUCCUCUUGUCUCGUGUGAGAUGUUUUUGCACGUGUUAUAUUUCAUGCUUCAGUUCUGUGUGGUUUAUUCCACGUCGAGCCGCCAUCGCCGCCAACAGCCGAACUGCAAUUCUUCCCCGAAAGCCCAUUUGUACGAGUCUUACAUCACACCUGAAUGCACCUUUUCUUUUGUGAAAGAGAUUUCUUUUUGUUGCUCCUAAUGCUUGUUUCCAUGCUUGAUUCUGGGAACCUUUUCAAUUCAGUUUGAAGUGAGAAGAAGGAAGCAUGUUUACUCUUUCUGCAGCGCAGGAGGAAGUGUGACCUCACCAGUAGUGACACGGAGAGACGCUCGUGAACACGACCUCAUUCCAGCUCCAGCUGAUCGCAAACUGAAGAUGCUACGUGCACUUUUUAUUUGUGCUGCUCUCGGUGUAAUGUGUCAUCAUCCCUAUAGAAGACAAAGCAUUUUUUUUAAUUGUUUGUUUCAUGGCAUCAGACUGAGGAACUGAAAUCCAGAUCAAUGUAAUAAUCUCAAUUAUCACCAAGUAUAAAAUGAGUAUCCUUCCAUUUUAAACACGUUGUAAACAAACCCUUUUUAGACACUGGAGUUCUGUAAAAUAGUUAUUACUGGCAAUGAUGAUGACGAUGAUGAUAAUAAUAAUGGCUGUCUGUUCUUCUUGUUUUAUAAAAAGUGUUGUGAAAAAUUGUAAGAAACUUAAAGUAUUUAAAAAAGUUUGUUCUCUUGUUUUUUAUUUGCUUUGGUUUUGUUAUGAUAAUAUAUUAUUGUGUACCUAUUGUAAAUAUGAAGCACACCUAUUUUGCAAGCCAAGGAUUCACUUUGUACUGUUGUUAUAUAUAAAUAAACUUUGCUGGUUAAAAAUUGCAUAGAGCUUAAA
This is a messenger RNA of Platichthys flesus (European flounder), 9955 nucleotides long. It is a transcript of the gene plxna2, whose product is annotated as plexin A2. The coding region runs from base 637 to 6330 and encodes 1897 amino acids. Gene Ontology annotation, biological process: semaphorin-plexin signaling pathway involved in axon guidance; regulation of GTPase activity; positive regulation of axonogenesis. The record is from RefSeq and is a predicted model, not a curated record. Gene Ontology annotation, cellular component: semaphorin receptor complex. Gene Ontology annotation, molecular function: semaphorin receptor activity; protein binding. Lineage: Eukaryota; Metazoa; Chordata; Actinopteri; Pleuronectiformes; Pleuronectidae. The transcript is spliced from 32 exons.